AGCCUCUCAGUGUAGUUGCGCUACAAGGCUGCCGCGCGCGCGCUCCUUUGCAUAACCGCGCGAUCGAAAAAAAAACAAAAAGCGCGGCGCGAAAUGAAAAAUAUUCGCAUGACUUUUUGAAUUAUAAUAUUUUUCAUAAAUUUGCUAUUUGCCUGCCAGAGUGUUAAUUUGAAGUUUUAUUUUUAAAUAGUGUUUGAAAAAGUUUCUAUGAAAAUGGCGUUUUUCUUCAGCAACAGUUUUUCCAGUGUUCUCCUGUUGUCCUUAGUUUUGGUUGCUAGUGCGCAAAGAUCGCCCCACAACCUGCAUAAUAAGGAAAUUGGGCACGGCGAGCUGGCGCGACAGAACAACAUCACCAGACAGAUCCUUGAGGCGUACCUGCAGAAGAAGCUGGGGCUCGGCCAGGCCCCGAGAGCCCCCAGCAUUAUGGAGAUCCUCCCGGUGAUGGGUCACCGUGACCUGGACAACAGCAGUGAGGAGGAGGUUCCCGAGUUGUUCCCUGAAGACGAUGGGCUCCAGAGCGUGGAGACUGAGCAGCUCGAGUCUAUUUAUGAUGAUGAUGGCACACGUAAAAAAAAAUAUGCCAGCUCAACAUACGAGAACGAAUUGGACUCACUAAACUACAAUCAGUGCUCGAGCUGCGGCUCCGACGACGAGCUCGGAGUCACGCGCUGGACCAUGCCGCUGCUGAAGACAGGGGAGAAGAGAUACUACCUGGGGAUCUUCUUUAAGGCGAACUGGUUCAAGGCGCAGCAGUACUGCCGGUUCCACGGCAUGCACCUCGCCUCCGUGUCCUCGCAGGAAGAGAACGACAAGCUGGAGAAGUACGUCAAGGACUCCGGUUACGGCCGCGAACACUUCUGGACAUCCGGGACAGAUCUGGCCGAGGAAGGAAACUUCUUCUGGAUGGCCAACGGCAGACCCCUCACCUUCGUCAACUGGAACGCGGGGGAACCCAACAACUUCAGAUACGAGAACGGAGAAGAAGAGAACUGCUUGGAACUGUGGAACCGAGAUGAUAAAGGCCUAAAAUGGAACGACUCUCCGUGUUCUUUCGAAACAUUCUUCAUCUGUGAAGUUAGGUCCGAUUGAUGGCGUGUGAUUGGUCGGUUUAAAGUGUGAUAUUGUUGCGUGUGCGCUGCAUUUGAUUUUUAUAGUUAAAAUGCGAUUCUCCUAUUCAUAAAUAGUUACAUUACUUUGGGAUGUUCGACAGUUUUUUUUUCUGUCAAGGUGUAUGAUGUGCUGUAAUGUAUUUAUGAAUUGGUGUUUUUUUUAGGUAAUUGUUUACAGUUAGGUAUUAAAACAUAACAACAAAAGAGAUUGUGAGGUCAGUAAGUAAACUAGGGCGACAUAUCUGUUAUUUAUUUUAUACACGCUAGGUGUACUUACUUUUAGCAAUGGAGUGUAAUGUAGGACACUGUAAAGACAAAAAAAAAAUACUCAUUUUACUAUUUCUUUAAACAAACAUCACUGCCAGAUCAUUUUUUAUUUUUCGCUAUUAUUAAAAACAAUAAACCUCGUUUUUUGGCGCUUAUUAUGCGUCUUUAGUCAAAUAAACUAUAGUUACCUUGGGGGUACAUGUAAAAAGUAUGGUAAGAACUGAUAAUAAAUAGUUUUUAAGAUUA
Messenger RNA from Plutella xylostella (diamondback moth), 1622 nucleotides. RefSeq names its product Brevican core protein triforce. Lineage: Eukaryota; Metazoa; Arthropoda; Insecta; Lepidoptera; Plutellidae. Gene Ontology annotation, biological process: biological process involved in interspecies interaction between organisms. The record is from RefSeq and is a predicted model, not a curated record.